Molecule: messenger RNA, 331 nt
Organism: Prorocentrum cordatum
Lineage: Eukaryota; Dinophyceae; Prorocentrales; Prorocentraceae
Source: the annotation of a GenBank genome assembly
CAGGACAGUACAUGAUGGGCAAGGGCUGCGGCGCCGGCUGCCUGACCAACCCACAGUUGGGCGCAGGAAGAGGGCCGAUGUUCAUGCCCGGCGGCGUGCGGCCUGUGCUCGCCUGCGGGGGCAUGGGCCUGAUACCCGGCAAGGGCAUCCUGGCCCCAGGCGGGGCGCCCAUGCUCCAGCGGCCGCCAGGCCGGCGGGCGUGGUCGCCUCACGCCGGCUCGCGGGCCAUCAGGCAGUGCACGGCGACCGACGAGAAUGGCAACCCGCUCCCGCCCGGCCUGCAGAAGGAGAAAGAGGAGGAGGAGGAGCGCAAGUCCUCCAGCAGGACCCC